AUGACUUCUCGCGAUGAGCUGAUACAGCAGGUGCUACAGGAGCUGCAGGAAGCCGUGGACUCCCAGGGGCUGGAGGGUCUUGUGACUGCUGCCCUGGAGGCCAAGCGGGUCUUGUCUUCCUUCACCCUUCCCAGUGGCCGGAAGGAGAGCCUGGGGCUCCAAGUGCUGGAGGUAGAUUCUGUGGCUCUGAGCCUGUACCCAGAAGAUGCCCCCCGCAAUAUGCUGCCCCUGGUGUGCCAGGGUGGGGGCAGUCUGCUGUUUGAAGCGGCCAGCACGCUCCUGUGGGGGGACACGGGCCUCAGCCUGGAGCUGCGGGCCCGCACUGUGGUGGAGAUGCUGCUCCACAGGCAGUAUUACCUGCAGGGCAUGAUCGACUCCAAAGUGAUGUUACAGGCCGUGCGCUACUCCCUGUGCUCAGAGGAGUCCCCCGAGAUGACCAGCCUGCCUCCUGCCACACUGGAGGCCAUCUUCGAUGCAGAUGUCAAGGCCACCUGCUUCCCCAGCAGUUUCUCCAACGUGUGGCAUUUGUACGCCCUGGCCUCUGUCCUUCAGCGCAACAUCUACUCUAUCUACCCCAUGCGCAACCUCAAAAUCCGACCUUACUUUAACCGGGUCAUCCGACCACGCCGCUGCGGCCACAUGCCGGCCACGCUGCACAUCAUGUGGGCUGGCCAGCCCCUCACCAGCCAUCUCUUCCGCCAUCAGUACUUUGCCCCCGUGGUGGGACUGGAGGAGGUGGAGGUGGAUGGUGCUCCUCACCCUGCGCCCGGUCCUCCCUCGCUGGCCCAGCUGCCACCACCAGCCAAGACCCUGGAACUGCUCACCUAUCAGCCUGGCCUCAGCUACUCUCACCUGGGGGAGCACCACCAUGUCACCAAGAGCACCUUCUACCGCUGGCGCCGGCAGUCCCAGGAGCACCGGCAGAAGGUGGCCACCCGCUUUUCGGCCAAGCACUUCUUACAGGACAGUUUCCAUCGGGCCGGGUGCCUCGUGCCUCUGCAGCAGUUCCUCCAGAUGUUCCCCGAGAUCUCCCGCUCUACCUACUAUGCCUGGAAGCAUGAGCUGCUGGGCUCAGCUGCAGACCCUGCCCUGGACCCUGUUCCUAGGGAGGUGACAGCCAUGGCAAAGUUGCUAGGGGAGAAAGCCACCAAGGGGCCAGGGUGCUCUCCACCCGCCGGGUCCAGCCCAGGAAUGGUCUUAAUGCAGCAGGCCAAGUCCUACCUGGAGCGUUGCAUCGCCCUGAACACAAUGGUGCCCUAUCGCUGCUUCAAAAGCAGGUUCCCUGGCAUCUCCAGAUCCACCUACUACAACUGGCGGCGGAAGGCCCUCCGGAAGAACCCCAGCUUCAAGCCAGAACCGCUUGUGGAAGUCCCCCUGGCUCCCCAACCAGUGUCUGUGGGGAAAGAGACUCUGCCCCCUUGGAAGGAUGAGGUGGCAGAGACGGUGGAAAAAGCCACAGAUCAGGGCCCCCCUGCUCCCCGAGAGCUCCCGUCCCCCUGGAGGUCCCUGUCACGUUGGCAGAAACGCCUGCGCGUGGCUGCCCGCAAGCAGGUGCUGAGUGGGUAUCUGCCCUUCUGUCGCUUCCGUCUCCGUUACCCUCAUCUGGCACCCUCUACCUUUUGGGUCUGGAAGAGUCUUGCCCGGGGCUGGCCCAGAGCCCUGGCCAAGCCCCAGGUGCCAACUCCAUGUGUGGGUACUGGGAAGCAGGAGGCCGAGGAGAAGCAGCAGGAGAAGGAGGCUGUUGGGAAUGUGACCGCUGUGAAGGCCCUGCCCGGAGGAACCCCGGCAGUGGGGGCUUCCUUAGAAAAGGAUCCAGAGGAAACUCAGGGAGGAUGGCCUUCCAGAGAGGGCGCCAUGGCCCCGGUUGAGCCCCAUAGCCAUUCCCUGUCCAGCCAGCCUGUGGUGGCAGCAGUGGGUGUGGAGAAUAGCCAGUUGCUGGUGGUGGACGUCCCCACCACAACAUUCAAGGCCCAGGCGAAGCUAUUCUUGCAGAAGCGCUUCCAGUCCAAGAGCUUCCCCUCCUACAAGGAGUUCAGCGCCCUCUUCCCCCUCACUGCCCGCUCUACCUACUACAUGUGGAAGCGAGCCCUUUAUGAAGGCCUUACCCUUGUGGAUGGCUGA
Dipodomys ordii (Ord's kangaroo rat) is the source of this 2121-nucleotide messenger RNA. RefSeq names its product vertebrae development associated (gene Vrtn). Gene Ontology annotation, biological process: regulation of transcription by RNA polymerase II. Gene Ontology annotation, cellular component: chromatin. The transcript has a single exon. The coding region runs from base 1 to 2121 and encodes 706 amino acids. The record is from RefSeq and is a predicted model, not a curated record. NCBI's taxonomy places the organism in Eukaryota, Metazoa, Chordata, Mammalia, Rodentia, Heteromyidae.